CAGAUCAUGAAUUACAACAGGUGACAGGAAAUCCCUCCAAAGUAAGGGGAAAUCCCUGGAUGUCAUCAGGGUCACCAGAACCAGUAUCCCUAUUAGAAAAAUUCCCCUUUAUUCCUGUUCUGUGACCAUUCAAAGUGUAUGAUUCUUUCACUCUACCAGGGGUGGACUAAAAACUCAUGGGGCCCCCCGGGCAAUAGGGGAUCAUGGGGCCCCUGUUUCCUUGCCCAAACUCAAAAAAGCCUAUGAAAAAGGUACCGGGGCAUCUCAUGUGGCCCCCUACUGACCGAGGGCCCUCGGGCAGUGCCCGAGUUUCCAAAUGGUCAGUCCACCCCUGGUUCAGACAUAUUUCAACAGAACAGAAUAAU
This is a messenger RNA of Staurois parvus, 365 nucleotides long. The record is from the annotation of a GenBank genome assembly. Lineage: Eukaryota; Metazoa; Chordata; Amphibia; Anura; Ranidae.